Anopheles gambiae (African malaria mosquito) is the source of this 1933-nucleotide messenger RNA. RefSeq names its product microfibril-associated glycoprotein 4. The record is from RefSeq and is a predicted model, not a curated record. Bases 808 to 1872 code for a protein of 354 amino acids. NCBI's taxonomy places the organism in Eukaryota, Metazoa, Arthropoda, Insecta, Diptera, Culicidae. The transcript has 2 exons.
AUCAGAAAGUAAACAAACGGUUUUCGUAAAAAUAUGUUUGUUUUAACUAAUUCAUGAAUUAAACAGCUUGAGGAAUGAUUAUUAGCUACUUUUAGGACUUUUAAGAAUGAAAAUUGAACCCUGCGGCACAGUGUGUAAACAAAACAAAUGACAACACUACAGAAUUGCUGAACUUGUCAACGCCUGGUUACGAACAAUUCAAUAUCUCGCUGAAAGUGUCAAUUAUAUGCCCGAACGAAUCAACAACUCGCUGAACAUGUCAAUAAUAUCAUUGAAAACCCUGUAUAACACAUAACACAUAACAAUAAUUCGAACUCAUGAUGCAUAUCCGUAACGUAAUUUGUGGAUGCCACCUCAGAGGUUAAGACCUCUAAGUUUAAUUUCUUUGGUCAAUACAACGCAAUUGACGGCAGUCACCACGACAAACAACAGAAGUAAGUAUUGCGCUUCUACACUUCCACAAACACAAACACACACACACACACACACACUCGUCGGGGUUGUUUUUCGUGUUGUUAAGCAGUCAGACAGGGUUGGUUUUUACUGGAACAAUAACAGCUCUAACCUUCCGAGACUCGUAAUCUCGUUUGCUAAAUCAACUGUGUGUCGAAGCAGAAUCGGUUACCACCGAGCACCAAGCUGGCUGUUUGUUGUUUGCUGGCCACCAUCGUCCACGACAAGAGUCGUCUGUAUUUUAGCCGUCGCACCAUUAGGUGGUGGCUGUUGUGAAUCUCGAGUGCCGAAACCAGCAUGGUCGGUUGUGUAUCAAGACGAUUAGUUUGAGGAAAAAAAGUACCCGCACCAGCCAUGGACGAUAGCACGAAAAGCCACCAGAUGCUGCUGCUAAUACUGUUGGCCGCGUUGGUGGGCCCAUCGGCUGCAGCGUUGGCGCCCAGCACGCGCGACAAUACCUCCCUGCACGAGCGCUUGACGGCGCUCGAGAGCACCAUAACGUCCCGAGAUGAGGAGCUCGCCAAGAUGCUGCAGCUGCUGCUCACCAAUCAGCGCGAAAUACUCCGACUCCUGCAGCAAGACACUCCCAAAGCGUUCUGCGCAACGGACGGCACGCAGCAUCAACCAUCAACGCAACCAACGCGCCCAUGCAACCGUGACCACUCGUUCACUAACUCGCUCCAUCCUGGAUCGCUCCAACCUCCGGGCAACGCUACCGCGCCCUCGACCGCUGCCUACCGCCAGGAAGCGCACCCGGCGGGCACGCAUCCGCGCAGCUGCCGCGAAAUCCCGGACGGCAUGUCGGGCGAGGAGCUGAUCUACCCGUCGGCCGGCGCGGCCGGCCCGGGCGAACCGCUCGAGGUGUACUGCGACCAGGACUUCGAGGACGGCGGCUGGAUCGUGAUCCAGAACCGGUUCGACGGGUUCGUCAACUUUAACCGGAGCUGGGAGAAGUACCGCGACGGGUUCGGCGACAUCGGUACCGAGUACUGGCUCGGGCUGGACGAGAUCCACCGGCUCACGGUGGCGGUGCCGCACGAGAUUGCGUUCGUGGCCGAAUCGUUCAAGGGCGAGCGGCGCUGGGCCCGCUACACCCUGUUCGAGAUCGGGGGCGAAACGGACCGGUACCGGCUGCAGAAGCUCGGCGUGUACUCCGGCACACUCGGCGACGAGUUCACGUACAAUCUGGGCAUGCAGUUCUCGACGUACGACCAGGACCACGACCAGUACGGCGAUGUGAACUGUGCGCACCGGACGGCGGCCGGCUGGUGGCACCGGAGCUGCACCCGCAUCAACCUGAACGGGCUGUACGGGAACGAGUCGGGCGUCCGGUUCGCCUACUGGCUCGACUGGCUCCAUCUGCAGGGGCUGAAGCGUACCCGCAUCAUGAUACGGGAGAUAAAGAAGCGCCGCAAGUAGCCCGCGGGUUUUCGCACUCUCUGCUGGUAGGAAAAUAAACUGGUAGCACCAGCACAAUCAA